Molecule: messenger RNA, 12844 nt
Organism: Lymnaea stagnalis (great pond snail)
Lineage: Eukaryota; Metazoa; Mollusca; Gastropoda; Lymnaeidae
Source: the annotation of a GenBank genome assembly
GGCAAGGAAACGGUACUACCUUCAUUUUUAAUGCAACUAUUCCGUCGUUGAUUUAUCAUUGCCGAUCGAAAUCAUUUUGUACUCUGGUUCUGCACACAAUUUAGUAACGUUAAUACUGAAACUAUUAAAGAGAAUGAGUGGUGAUACUGCAGAGGUUCUACCAGAUUAUUUAAAUAAACAUCUAAGAGAUGAUAAUCAUGUUGGAGAUGCCGCUAGUGAAGUCAGCUCAUUUAGCCGUCGAAGCAGCACUACUUACAGCACUUUAAGUAGUUUUCAAGGCAGUUACUACAGAAGAAGCAAAGCGGGGCCAUACUUGGAAGGAAACCUGCGUUUAUUGGAUUCUAUGUAUGUCUAUUUUUAUUAUUAUUAAUAAUGAUUUAUAAUAUGAGAUUAAAUAUAAAAAAAAAAGAUUAUAAUAAUAAAAUUAAAUAAUUAAAAAAAUUAUUAAUAGAUAGUCUUUAAAUUUAAUAUAGAUCAGUAAUAUAGGCCUUAGUACAGAAAAUGGCAGCAGCAUUCAUACACCAAUCAAUCUAUUAUAUUGGCAAUUGGAGAUGCCAGAUGCAGCCAAUUCAACCAUAGUUAGCCUAAGUCUAAGUCUCAGAAAUGAAUACCUAUUCUAGCCUAUUUUGUUUAUAAUAUCUGAAUCUGUGUUAGUGUGUUUAAGUUUACAGAAAAAGUAAAUAGGCUUAUUACUUAGUAUUACUAGAGAUGACUAGAUCUGGGGGCUAUUACUUUCUUAUAUUUAAUUUAGUAACAAGCAUCAUACUAACAUUUACAUGUAAAAAAUUGAAUUCAUUUGUACCUGGUCCUGAAAGAAAUCAUAGCACAUGAAAUCAAUUUUAAUUUAGCAUAAGUUGAAUAUGACAUGAGCAAUCAGAAUAAGGUGAAAAUAAUAUGGCAUAAAACAUAUUAAAUGAGUUUUUGAAAUUCACUUCAAAGCUAGACAAUUAAGAUGGCACUAAAAAAAAAUAAGAAGCAAUGUAAUAUUUGGGAGGAAGAAAUUUAAAAAUAAGGGCAUGGGGUGAUUGUCAACCCAGGGACAUAAUAUAACUGACUGUGUAGCUGAAAGCACCCAUAUUUCUUGAUAUAACUUAUAUUAUAAGUAAUGGUGAUAUGGAAAAAAGAUGCUAUCUAUGUACAGUUCUGUAUAUCCCUGUAACAUGAUGCUGUGCUUAGAUAAAAAUAUAAUAUAUAAUUUAAGAGAGCAGAGUUUUUCAGUAAAAAAAAAAAAAACUACAAUAUCAAAACUAUUCAGAAAAGUACACUGUAAGUAAGAAGUGCUUUAUGUUAAAAGACAUCAGUUACCUUUGUGGUCAUGUUGUUAUAUUCUCUCUGUUUGUUCCAAAUACAAUUAUGCAAUUUAAAAGAAUGAUUGAUACCGUUACAAAAGAAGAUAUUCCACUUCACUGAAAAAAAAAGACCAUUGGUGAAGAAUUUAUUUAUAUUUUUGUUUGCUUAAUAAUACAAAAAAUAAGCAUAGCUCAUUUUAAAGUACACGUUUUAUUGGAGAAGAAUUUUUUAUUUUUUUAUUUGGUUUGUUUAAUAAUACAAAAAUGGCAUAUGUCAUUUAAAGUUUUUAUCUUUAUUUUUAUAUAUAGUCUAUAGUUUUGAAAAAAAAUGAUGAUGAUUUGGAAAAACUGCUAACAUAAUUUAAUUUUAAUUUAACAAUAAAAAUUAUUUGAUUAUUCCUACUUCAUCCCUAGAUCCCAAAUGGUUUGGAUAAUCCACUUUUGACUGUAUUUCAUCUUUUAUUUUAAUAUAAUAUUUAGUAUAUAAUCAAUUAGUAUUAAAUUUGAGUUUGGUAAAUGGAUUAUUUAAUAUGUCUAUGGUAAUGUUUCGUCCUAAAAGGGUAGAAAACAAACAAGUAUUUGAGAACUUUAUGAAAUAGGUAAUACAAGAUGCCAAGGUGUUAUAUGAAAUAUAGCAUAAAAUACAUACUCAAAUUGAGCUAAAAAUAUAACAGCUCAUAGUAAAAGUCUGGUUAAAGUUCUAUUACGAACAUCAAUUUACAUAAUAUAGAAUAGUAUCACCAAAUUCUGGCACCUAAAAAGAUAAUUAUAUAUGUAUAACUGUAAUGUGCAUUUUUUUUCAGUGACAGCAAAUCAUCAGAGAGGUGAAUUUAUCAUUAAGUAGUAUUCCCUAGUGAUGUUGUAAUUUGUUAUUUUCAUAUUUUAUAUGAAAUUGCAAAGUGAAAUGAAAGUUUCAGAUUUGAUGUGUCUUAUAUUUAUAAACAAAAAACUGUAUUUCAAUUUGCAAUUUUUUAAACCUGUUAUGACAUUAAACAAAUUUAUAACAAUUUUUAAAGUUUCAUAAAAUUACAAAAAUAUUCUUGAUCUUCCUGAUUGUCCACGUUUUGUAAACUUAAUUGUGUGCUGCCCCUGCACUUCCAUCCAAAUGUUUCCAUUUUUCUAUUUAAUUGAUCAUUUUCAUUUUACAUCUUCAGACCUUUAAAGUUGAGUUGUGUUUAUGUUUUGCUAUAUGUUAAAAUAUUUUUUCACUACAAUUUUUUUUCUUUAGUAAAUAAUUGGCCUACUAUCUCUAGCUUCUUUUUUUUUCUCAUUUCUUUUACAGCUAUAUCCCAUUCUUAAUUUUUUAAUAUUUUGUUUGUAUCACCAAAGAUUUAAAUUUAAAUUAAAUUUAAAUAGGUGAUACAUUUAACUCUGUAUCACUAGAUUAAAUUUUGGGUAUACUUGAAAAAAAAAAACUCAUCUAUUCAUCCCUGCUAGAUAACCUGUAUUUGGAAGGGAACCAUCAUUUAAAAUCAAUAAAUAUUUAUUUUCUGUGAACAAGUUUAAACAUCUAAAAUUAAGCAAUGUGACAAAGUAUUUUAAGGCCAGGAUUAGUUUUAUAUUAGUUUAUACCUAUCUGAAACUUCCUGUGGAAGCCUAGCAGUAUGUCACAAUACUAUCAGGUAGUCCAUGUGGAUAUGGAACUUACUAGACCUCAUACCCUCAGACCAAUGUAAGGCCUUGCUCUUUCUGAUUUAAAACAUCAACUAAAAACACUUUAACUAAUAAUAAGGAUGCUACUUAUAGAAAUAACAACUACCAAUUUACGUCUGCAGAAUUAACACUAGCAACACUAAAUUCUUGUUAGCAUCACCUAUAAAGCUUAAAAUUAAAAAUUUUGUAUUCUUUAUUUCCCCCCCCCCCCAGAAAACUCAGUUCUGAUGUCCCCAGAGAACUCAGUUCUGAUGUCAUGUGCUGCCGAUUCAAUGGUGAUGGCAGUCACUUAGCAGUCGGCCUAUGCGAUGGGACCAUAAAGGUGAGAUAACUCAUUUGGGUUUUUGUGUAUACUUCCUCCAGCAAACCAUGUCUUUGGUGAAAAAAAACAACCUACUUCUAAAUACGGAAUAUAUAUAUGAACUAGAUAUGAGAUAUUUAAUAACUAGAAAUGGGAUAAAAUUGUAAAUGCUAUGCCAUUUUUAAAAAUUCUUUUAUGGAGCUCUUUGAUGCGUGGAAGUAGUUAUAGCAAAGGGAACAUUGUUCUUUCUUCUUUUCAUUUCUGCUGCCACUGGAUAGCUUCAUUUACCAUGUCUUGCAUUUAAAUAAAUGUUCAUGAUGUCAGGAUCCAAACCAAAAAACAAUGAGUAUAUUUAUUUCCAGAUUUUCAACCCAUCAACUUGUCAGCUGCUCUAUUCCUUGCAUGAUGAGGACACCAAUAAACACAGACUCCCUGUCACCCAAAUACGAUUCCGGCCAUUUACAGAUGGAGAAAAAACAGAGUAUAUCCACAUCAUUAUUGCCACAUGUAAUUUUUUAUUUUUAUACUUGUCAUCAGUGAGCUAUUUAUAAAUCUUAAAUAAAAUAUUACUUUGCAACCACGAUGUGGGUUCUUCAGAAUAAUUAGCCAUCAAGUGAACUUUCAUUAUAAUGAUGUUAUUGACAUCUUUUUACUCACAGAUCUCAGACUAUUUAUCAACAUAAAAAAAAAAAAUCAACAUAUAUUUGACCUAGACACUUCCACUAAUUGUAACUCAGUGUGCUAUAGGGUUGAUCACCCUGCCGAUUGGCAUGCAGAUAAAUUCCAUUCCCUGAGUGGUUUUCAUCUAGAGAGCAGUUGGUGGGGCUUUGGAACUGUGCAUUCAUGACUUAACACACACUGCUGGCAUAAGAAUGGGGUUAAAGUGGGGGCUAUGAUGGCCCAGGGUGGAAUUUUUUUCAUUAUAUGGAGUGACACCAUUAUCUGCAAUCUACAGGGGGGGGGGGCAUCAGGUACCUUGGCCAGCCCGAGGCAGGCACUAACCCUAGCUACACCGCUGCUUGGGAACAAACGGUUAUUCUCUAGCAGAAUAAGCUUCAUUGCAAUACCUCCCUCUUAGUGUUAUUGGUGUAUAUCUGUCACCACUAGCGGGAGCCCAUGAAGGUCACCUUAACUCCUUUAAUGGCAACUGCACUUGUUCUGUCAAUAGCAACAAUUUUUCCCAUUUGUGCAGAUGCAUCUGGUCAUGUCAAGUUUUGGCACUACACAUCUGGCAAGUGUCUGCACACCAUUGAUGAAGACAGACAGACACUAGCACUCACAGUUAAUCCAGAGGGAACACACAUCAUCACUGCUGGUGCUAAUCCACAGAUUCACAUGUAUGAUCUGGAAACUAAGAAAAAGAUUUCCACCAUGGAGCCAAGGUCAUCAAAUUUCAAAAUUGUAUACAGUAGUUUUACUGCUUUUUAAAAUUAAAUGAGGUACAAGUCUAAAAUUGCAUGUUCAAAAAGCUCUACUGCUUGUCUUUCCAUAAAAGUUAAUAGAUACUUUAAUUCCUUCUUAAAGAGUUCAGAGCAAGGUAAGCCUCUCUGAGAUAAAUUUUUAAAAAUGAUAACCUAAAUUUUUAUAUAUUUUUUUUUACAUUGAUAUAAAGUGAUGGGCAUGAUAUCAUGGAUGGCCAUCGAUUCAGGGUGUUUGCCCUGCAGUAUAAUCCGAACCAUCCACACAUUUUCAUAUCAGGCGGAUGGGAUGAUACAGUUCAGGUUUGCCUUAUCUCUUUUUUAUUUUAUGUAGUGAUAAGAGGGUGAGAUUGUUAUAAUCAAAACAAAAUGUUGCACAGUUUUAAAAAAAAAUUAAUGUAAAAAUAUGUAAGUGGUUUCUAGCCUUUUCAGAAUUCUGCAUGUCUUUGGCUACUGACUUCAUGUCUUAGGUUUCGGACUUCUUGUUUUAGGCUUCUGACUUCAUGUCUUAGGCUACUGACUUCAUGUCUUAGGCUUCCAACUUCAUCUCUUAGGCUACUGACUUCUUAUUUUAGGAUUCCAACUUCAUGUCUUAGGCUACUGACUUGCCACUGACUUUAUUUCUUAGGCUACUGACUUCAUGUCUUAAGCUACUGACUUCAUUUCUUAAGCUACUGACUUCAUGUCUUAGGCUACUUUUAUAAUUUCCAGUUAUAACUUACAGUUAUUGUUUCUUACAUACAUUUUUUAUUUAAAUUUUAAAAUGUAUUUGCCCUAAAAUUAAAAUAAUGAGCACCCACACAUGAUAUUUGUUCAAGAUGCUAACCAAUUUAAUUAAAUUUGAUAUUUUACACAUGAUAAUUUUUCAAGAUGCUUACCUAUUUAAUUAAAUUUGAUAUUUUACGACACUUUACAUUAACUAAAAUACAUUUUAAACAUGCAAUUUUUCAUGGCUGAAAUUGUAAGAUUUUUAGCAUUUUGUAAUUUUUUUUUCUGUUCUAGUACUGGGAUGACAGAAAAAUUCAUUCAAUCAAGUAAGUAUUGAAACUGAAAAUUGAAAACAUGGCCUUAGAAAUUAUGUUUAUGAUCAAACUAAAUACAAAAACAGGUCUAUAAUUAUUUAGCCAAAUAUAAAUACUGCAGAUUGUGUGUUCUCAUAUUACAGUUGUUUUGUAUUGCUUGGCAGUAUGCAUCUUAAUUACAAAUAUUUACUAUUCAGUACUGCUAAAAUUUUAGAAUAAUUAACUUCAAAGCAUAUAACAAACCUUCAGUUUUUUAAUGAAGUUGCCAUGGUCACAGUUCUAUUCAUUCUUUAAUUUAUAAAAACUAUCACUUAACUGCAAAAUGUAAUCUUUAUAAGUCUUCUGAUAUCAUAGCCUACAAUUAAGUUUAAUUAUUUAAAUUUAACACCAGCAGACUGACUACAUCAUUGCUCAUGUCUGCUUAUUUAGGAAGUUCACUGGCCCACACCUGUGUGGUGACGCCCUAGACAUAGACCCCGUCCACAAUCAUAUCCUCACAGGAUCAUGGAGGAAAAGCCAUGUAUUGCAGGUAAAUACAAGUCAGCAGUGCCUUACUCUUGUGUCAUAUAGCAUUCUCCAGUCAUAUUUCAUUCAACAGGACUUACUCAGUGGUUGUCUCAACUGGGUGAUACAUUUUAAAGGCUCUGAUUUCAAAAUGGCUGAUUUAGAUUUAUGAUUUUGUAACUAGGAGAAACUCACAGAAUAAAUGUAUGAGGCUAAAAAAACUGUUAAAAGAAAUAUUAAAAAAAAAAAAAAAAAAAAAAAAAAAAAAAAAAUAAAUUACAUAGGGUUCUAUAAAUUAUACAGUAAAGACAUAACACAGAAAAUAAUGAAUGAAUUCAAUAGUUUAUUUAAAAAUGCAGAUACAAGAAAGAACAUCUCAAAAUAUAUUUCAGUCUUCACAAGUUAAAACUAUACAAAAUUUCAUCAUGGAAAACAUGGCCUUGACCUGAUAAUGCUUGUGAUAAAAUAUUCUAUAUUUAGCAACAUGUGCAACCAUAUUCUGGGCUGCUUGAGAUUAUUUAAAGUAGUUGGUUACAAAAAAACCAUACAAUUUUCAUGACACAAUGUGAAAAAAUGUUAUAAUUAUUUUGUUUCACUAAAGUGAGAAACCUAUUGUUGUAGUAUUUAUUUUCCAAUAUUAUUUCUUGAAUUUUGACUUUUUUUUUUCUUUCUUUUUUUGUAAAGAUACUGUUUUUUUAAAAAGCAAUUUAAAUUAUUUUUUAAUAAUCAAUUCAUUGCAGAUCUGGGACUUUGCCUCAGCUAUUAAGAUCAAAGAUGUGCCACAUGACACAUUACAUCAUAGCCAGGUAUGUUUUUAAAAAUAUUUGCACCAUCUUCUUGUUGUCAGUUGAUAAAAUAAAGUGAUUUUUAAAAUAAUCUCACAGUAUACAGAUGUUCCCUCAGUGCCUUUCAUCAGUGAAUUUCUUCACCUAAUUCAAUAUAAUGGCACCCCUGUAAAACCAUGAACGCUAUGAAAGAUAGUUCACUAUCAUAUUUUUUUUUCCAUUUUGCCCUUGCAGCUCUACUGCGCUCAAUGGCUGGGAAAAGAUAGCAUCAUAUGUGGUGGAACAGAUCAAAAUAUGGCCAGAACUAUUGACAGAGGUACCCUCAAUGUAAGUCAUGGCUCCUAUUUAAACAUCAACCAUGCAUUAUAUUUUUAUAAUGAUGAAGUAGACUAGCAGUUUGUAGAAGAAGAAGAAAAGAUCAAACUUCUAAAAGCAGAUAGCUAAAUGAAAAAUCUUCAGAUCAAUCACAUAAAAAUUCAAUAUUAUCCUGGGUUCUCCUCCACUAGGAUGAAAUCAUGUAAAUAUUGACACAUUUUUUCAAUACAUAAAUACACCUGCCACUUAUUCUUAAUUUAAUCAAAAUACACAUUAAUAUAUACCAGUAUAUAAGAAUGAGCUAGGCUGACCAUAUAACGCUAAAAAGAAACUAAUGGCUUUAAAUUAAAUGCAUUCGAUUUCUUAAAAAACAAUAUUAAGGAUUUUCUAUUAUUUCAUGGAAAUUGAAUCAAUUUAAAUAUGAUAAAAAAUAAAUACUUCUGCUUAUAUUUAAGUCAAUUUAUAUGUUUAAGUAUUAAUAUCAUAUAUUAGAAAUACAUUUAAUAUAACCAUUAAAUAACUAUUUUAAGCUUUUUGUCCAAAUUUGAAAGUUAAGAUAUUAUUUUUAUUGUCAAUAAAUGAUCAUCUAUGCACUACUUACUGUUAUUAAAUCGUAAUCACAUUUAUUGGGAAUACCCAAACGUCUGUUAUUGUUUUUGUUGCCAGUUAAUAUUGCAAAAUUAAAUUUAAAUUUAUUUUUACUUCAAACAAUAUCAAAUUAAAAUUUUUGAUUGAACUCAAAUAAAUAAAAAUUAUAUAAAUUUCAUAAGAACUAAACUUAAACUCGAACAUCAAAAGCUUCAAUUUUCCUUGAAAAAAAUAAUAAUGAUAAUUUAUUUUCACCUAUUUAAAAAAACAAAAUUAAUAAAUACAAUUGAUAGAUUUUUACAUUGUUAAUAAAACCACACCAACUUUUAGCUUUGUAUUUUUAACAUUUAAUAAGUUUUUACUUAUUUUUCAUUCCAAAAAUGUGCUUUUUAUCAAAAUUUAUAAAGUAAUAAAAACUUGACUUUUAACCCUACCAACCCUGACACAAUGAACCAAACUGUCCCCUAUCCCUGUACAUUAAAGAGAAUAAACCAACAUGAUGUAGAAAAAUGUUAGUUACAUGCAAACAAGUUUUUAGAAUAAGAUGGAACUUGGAAACAUUGUAGAAAAUAGGUCUACCUUUCAUCUAGCACCAAUAUUCCACCUUUUUGUGCCAAUCCACCCAUCAGGAUGAGCCUUGUUUCACACACAGGUACUUAUAAAGUGAGCACCAGAUGUUGCUCUUCAUCUUCCUACAUGGAUUGUCUUCGUAAGACACUCCAGGAUUUUGGUAGUUGUACCUGGAGUGCUUUUCCAUGCCCACAACACAGAUAUGAUUAGACGAUGUGUCACUUGAACUGGAAACGUAUUCAGAAUAAUUCUUGAUAGAAUUCUGACUCCUCACAGUCUGAAUCAACCAAAGUAUUGAUCACCUGUUGGACUGUGAUAAGUCUAGACUUACUUCGCUUUCCUGUUGAAGUGCUUGGUUCAUCAGUCAGUCAUUGUGAAUUUUCAGAAUUUUUUCACGUCAAACCACACAAAGUCAAUGCAAACACAUGGGAGCAGACAUUAGCAAUUAUACCUCAGAAUAAAGGAAUGAAUUUGAUCAAUAAUGAUCCUGCUUCGGGAAACACAUAUCACAUGGAGGGAAUAGGGUGUGUAUCUAAAAUUCCAAUGAUAUUACAGUAUUGAAAAAGAGUCGUUUUCUCUUUCAACAAAUAAACAAUGUUAGACCAAUUUAGAAAAUAUAUUUCAAUGGCGUUGACAAACCGUGGGUUCAUUUACAUUAGUAUACCCAUGCCACAAAUAAAAAUAUCAAAACUUAAUAAUUUUAUGCAUCAUAUUUUCUACACAAGGCCUGCACAACUUAAAAUGUAAGGUGGGUCGUAAUAAUUUAUGAAAAACUUGUGUAGGCCAAAAGAAAACAGGACAGGACUUGUGAGGGCCAAAAGAAAAUAGGACAAGGGGGACUGCUAUUAAGAAAAUAAUACGAAUAAAGAAAAUUUCGUUACUUCGCGAGCCACAAAGUGGUUGCUGGCAGGCCGCAUGUGGCCCGCGGGCUGUAUGUUGUGCCGGCCUGUUCUACACGGUAUUGGGGUGUAUUGUGAAACUUUGUGAGAAUCUUGAUAUAUAUUUAAAAUUUAAACAUUUUAAUUGCAGACUACAGGUCAACUGGUUGACCUACCCCAAGGAGUUUACUGCAUUGAUAAUGACAGGCAGCUGACUUUCCCAAAGAUUGCUGUGGGUUCCAACAGAUACAUUUACAUUCUCAGAGCAGACAAAAGAAAUGCCAACAGCUGAAGUAAGCUGCAAUAUACUUUGGAUGAAUUCACAUUAAUAAUUCAAUUUCAAAAUGUUUCGAAUUAUUUUUGUUUUAAAAUUUGAUAACUUGAAAUAUUUUAAUGAUGUGGCGAUCUAUAAAUCAAUGCUGCAUUGCUGUUUCAUAAAUACGUCUGAUGACUUAUUAACUAAAUGUUUUAAUUGGGCUAUCAUCACACUUGUAUUCUAGAGUGUUAAUUUCUGUGUAAUGCCUAACGUGGAAGCUACACUCCAGUACUCCAAAUAAUGAUAUCUUUAUUGAAAUUAGUAGUUGUUGAUGCUUUUUAUCCUCCUACUUGUAAAGAAUGAAAAACAAUUUAAAAUGAAAAUAAGAAAGCAACCUAUGUCUUCAUUGAAUCAACUAUUUUUUCCAUGGAUAAUUUGUUAAUAAAUAUAUAUAAUAAUUCAACAACUGAUUUUUUUGUGACUAGGGUUAACUAUAUUUCUUGAAAAAAAAUUAAAUUUUCACUUGCCUUACUUUUUUGGCUGUGUGCACUUCCAAAAGUGGUAAGAACAUGAGGGUAAUUUCCAUAAGAUUUUUAAAUCAAAAUGGCCGUACAUUUAUGAAUGUGUCUAUUCACUUGCUAUGUCUACUAUACUCAAGAAUUUAGCAUUUAAUAAGGCAGCUUAUACUCAGCUAAUGCAUAUUAAAAAAUUGUCUAUUUUUGCUAAGAUUGUGUUUUUCUAUGUUGGUAUAAACUUCUGUUUUAUGUCAAGUACUGAGUACCGGAUCUAAACACAAGCUUUCUAAGAAAUUUUAAUUUAACUUGACCUUCUGUUGUGGUGGAGUAAUCCAAAUUUGGAUAUCAUUAGUGUUAUCUUAGAAAUUACAAUCCACCUUGCUAAACCUAAAUUACAAAACCCACACAGAAAUGAGGUCAACUAGUUAUUUGUGGAAAAAUAAAUUUGAUUCUUGUUUGAUGUAUGAUUUAAAUCAGUGUUUCCCAAACUUUUUAUUUUGAUGGAUCGGUGGAUAAGUUUCCCAUUGCACCAGAGACUAUGGCCAGAUUUAUUAAUAAUUUUUUAUCUUUUUAUUGGAACCUAAAUAUGUCUUAAAAUAUUUUUUUCUGAUCCGAGAGGACUCUGUUAACUUUUACAGUUGAAUUGUUAACUUUUACAGUUGAAUGCUAGCUGCUUUACUUGUGUAGCUAAUUAACUUUAAACACUUUUAUCCAGUUUCUUGUCUCAGGUUGUGCUAACGGUUCCUGCCAGUAUGUAGACAACCAUUGUGGGAUAGACUGAUUUAAAUGAUACACAUUAUUAACAUUAUCUUAUUAUAGAUGAUCAAUUAAGCUAAUUUUUUUGUAAAUAAUAUAUAAAGGGUCUGAAAUAUAAAGGUUUGGAAACCUCUGCCACUAAGAUUUACCAAAUUUUAAGUAUAUGUUUGGUAUAGUUUCAUGUGUCUGAUAAAUAUUCCUCAAAAUUGCAUUUUAUAUUUACAACCAAAGCGCCACUGUGAGAACCAUUCCUAUCUGUACACAAAAGAGCUUUUGUCAAUGACUAAAUUAUUCUUAAUAUUGCUAUAUAAGGAUUGUAUAAAUUGUUAAAUAUAUACCGUAUACAGUGAUAAAUUUAAUAUGUGAUAAUAGCGCACAAAUAAGGUUGAUUUUUCUACAUCUCCUUUUGUUUUAUCCAGCCUUAUCAUAACAACGUAAUUUCAAUUUUUUUUGAGAUUGCAAGUCAUAAAUCCCUCCAUUUUUUUCUUAAACUGUGUACAUCCAAGUGAGGUCAAUUUUUAUUUUUUGAUAGGUUUUUAAUACUUUUUUUAAAACAAAAAAAAUCAAUGUUCAUAUUGCAUGCAGCAUUUAAGGUGUAAAUGUGUCAGUGAGUAAUGGCAAAGAUACUUGCUGUAUGUCUUUUUGUUUUUUUUUCAAACUUAGUUGAUGUGAAUGAAUGUGUUAAAAUAUAGUUCUGUUGGAAUGAAAGACUCAUCCUGCUCAAAUAAGAAAUAAUCCCAUACAAUUUCAACACAGUCUUAUCUAAUACCUUGUAAAAAAUGACAGAGGCUUGAGCUUUAUUGCACGUCCCUUCUCCAGUACUAGAUGGUGAUGUGUAUUGAUUCUUAAAGUAGAUGAUGUUAGGAAAGAUUUGGAGAAAAGAUUUAGAAAAUCAUGAUCACUUGGAUUUGAUUUUCUUGUGUUAAGCAUAAAGUACUAUAGACAGUUGUGGCUACAGCCCAAUUCUUAACCACUUUUUUUUUUUUGCUCUCGAGCAGCAUCUUGCAGUGAAGAUGCUGAAUAGUUUUUUUAAAAUGAUUUGCCAAACAUCGAUGCCCUUUUGUGCAGGAACUUUUAAGAAAUGCAAUUUUAAAUUUAAUGGUUCUCAGUUGUUUGUUUUUGUCACUUCAAAGAAAUGCCUCUCAGAGUGUGUAAGUGUAAGACUGACUGGCUUAGCUGUGCACAAAAAAAGAGUCAAAGGGUUAGAGGUCAGCAGAGACUGAGCGUAGAACAAGUAUGUGCAGUGUUCACGUAUUCCCUGGCUGAUGGCUGGCAACACUCCUCACACAAAUUUCGUUGACAGGUCUUGACUAAAAUUGACUCAUCCAAAUAUGUAAAAUCUUUUCUUUUUAAAAAAUUUUUGUUGUUGGUUUAACACUUAUCUAGACUUUCAUCUCCAUGAUCAAAUUGACAUAGGAAAUAUACACACACAAAUUGAGGAAUUUUGAAAAUUCACUUUGUAGCAACUGGCACUGGUAUCAGCUAAUGGAAGUCUGCAAUGUUUUACCAAUGAAAACUUCCAGUGUGGCAUAGAUUAAAAUCAUGGCAAAACAGCAAACACGACCUAUUUUCUAGAGCAAAUUAAGACUGAGUUAUUAUGUCUUUUAAACUUCAGCUAUACCAGUAUGUAAAUAUGUAGUAAUUUCCUGAGAAGUACAACUUCUUAAGAAAAAUCUGUUUGAUCCCAUGACAUUCAAUUUGUGUUCUUUUUAGGUGUACUUGUAAUUGUUCAAUUAUUAGUGAUUUAUUUGGUAAUGUCGAUUGUUUAAUAUUUUUUUUUAUAUCAUGUACACAUUUAUACACAACUGUAGAAGCAAUGAUGUGCUUGUACAUGUUGUAGACCUACUCUUGUCCACUGCUGCAGAGGUACAGGUAUGCUUUCACACUGUUGGCAUAUGAAAAAUGCCUAAUAACUAUGGCUCUGUGGUACAAACUGACUGAUGGGGAACCUUUUAAUUUUUCAAGAGUUGGUUUGGUUCAUGAUUUUAAGGGGG